Nematolebias whitei (Rio pearlfish) is the source of this 2406-nucleotide messenger RNA. It is a transcript of the gene klc1a, whose product is annotated as kinesin light chain 1a. The record is from RefSeq and is a predicted model, not a curated record. Gene Ontology annotation, cellular component: membrane-bounded organelle; kinesin complex; cytoplasm. Bases 389 to 2317 code for a protein of 642 amino acids. The transcript has 16 exons. Gene Ontology annotation, biological process: axo-dendritic transport. Lineage: Eukaryota; Metazoa; Chordata; Actinopteri; Cyprinodontiformes; Rivulidae. Gene Ontology annotation, molecular function: kinesin binding.
CCAUUUUCAGGCUCAGUCACCGGAGGACGGAGCUGUCACUUCCAGGACCGAACAGGGGGCUUUAGUUUUAUUGUGGCCCGGCCUUCUGUCGCCGCUGGUCGGCAGGUUUCAUCAUGGAGGCUCCGGGAGACAGGCGGCACCUGAACGGCUCUGACUAAAUCCUGGCUGACCAUUGAAACCACGUUAUUUCAGCGUUAGUCGCCGAUACCCGCAGCAACCCGGGUGGAAACACUUCCUAGCGUAAAUUAUGGUUCUAACAGCUGGCUGGCAGCAGGAACCAUAAACCUAUUUUUGUUGUCGUUACGAGGAAUCGGAACUUUUGUCUUCUAAAGACCGAAAAGGAUCGUCACAGUCUGGUAUAACUGGCAACGAAUGUCCAAGGGAACGGAUGCGUGAGGACAUGUCCACCAUGGUGUGUGUGAAGGAGGAGGAGGAUCCGGGGGACAAACUGUCCCAAGAUGAGAUCAUCUCUCGUACCAAGCAGGUGAUCCAGGGUCUGGAGGCUCUGAAGCAGGAGCACCACUCCAUCCUGGACGGUCUCCUGGGCACUCUGCGCUGCCUGAAGCAGGAUGAGGAGGGGGUCCUGGUAGAGGAGAAGUCCCACAUGAUCCGCAAGUCCCUGGAGAUGCUGGACCUGGGGCUGAGCGAGGCUCAGGUGAUGAUGGCGCUGUCGAGCCACCUGAGCUCAGUGGAGUCGGAGAAGCAGAAGCUCCGGGCUCAGGUACGCCGGCUCUGCCAGGAGAACCAGUGGCUGAGGGACGAGCUGGCCGGGACGCAGCAGAAGCUGCAGAAGAGCGAGCAGAGCGUGGCCCAGCUGGAGGAGGAGAAGAAGCACCUGGAGUUCAUGAACCAGCUGAAGAAGUACGACGAGGACCUGUCCCCCUCGGAGGAGAAAGAUUGUGACUCUAGUAAAGAAACCCUGGAUGAUCUCUUCCCAGACGACCAAGACGACCAGCCUCCAGGCAUGCAGCCGGCUCACGGCAGCGCCGCAGCAGCAGCAGCCCAGCAGGGGGGCUACGAGAUCCCGGCUCGCUUGAGGACCCUUCACAACCUGGUGAUCCAGUACGCCUCUCAGGGCCGCUACGAGGUGGCUGUGCCCCUCUGCAAACAGGCUCUGGAGGACUUGGAGAAGACCUCUGGACACGACCAUCCAGACGUAGCCACCAUGUUGAACAUCCUGGCGCUUGUUUACAGGGAUCAGAACAAAUACAAGGAGGCAGCUAACCUGCUGAAUGACGCGCUGGCCAUCAGGGAGAAGACUCUGGGCCGGGACCAUCCAGCUGUCGCUGCCACCCUCAAUAACCUGGCUGUUCUGUACGGGAAGAGAGGCAAGUACAAGGAGGCGGAGCCUCUGUGCAAGAGAGCACUGGAGAUCAGAGAAAAGGUGUUGGGCAAAGACCACCCAGAUGUGGCCAAGCAGCUGAACAACCUGGCCCUGUUGUGUCAGAACCAGGGCAAGUACGAGGAGGUGGAGUACUACUACAUGAGGGCUCUGGAGAUCUACCAGACCAAACUGGGUCCAGAUGACCCCAACGUGGCCAAAACCAAGAACAACCUGGCGUCGUGUUACCUGAAGCAGGGCAAGUUCAAGCAAGCGGAGACCUUGUACAAAGAAAUCCUGACCCGGGCUCACGAGAAGGAGUUUGGUUCUGUUGAUGAUGAGAACAAGCCCAUCUGGAUGCACGCAGAGGAGAGGGAGGAACAGAGCAAGGGGAAGCAAAAGGACGGCUCACCGUUUGGAGAAUACGGAGGCUGGUACAAAGCCUGCAAAGUCGACAGCCCCACGGUGACCACGACUCUGAAGAACCUGGGCGCUCUCUACAGGCGGCAGGGCAAGUUUGAGGCUGCUGAGACUCUGGAGGAAGCUGCAGUGCGCUCCAGAAAGCAGGGUCUGGACAACGUGCACAAGCAGCGCGUGGUCGAGGUCUUGAAUGAGCCCGAGGUCCGAGAGAAGCAGCGGAGCCGCGAGAGCCUGACCUCGGACACGGUGAAGUACGAGAGCGGGCCAGACGGCGGCGAGGAAGUGAGUAUGAGCGUGGAGUGGAAUGGGGACGGCUCCGGGUCCCUGAAGAGGAGCGGCUCCUUCAGUAAACUCCGAGCGUCGCUCCGUCGGAGCAGCGAGAAACUCGUCCGCAAGCUGAAGGGUGGCGGCGGCUCGACCCGGGACGGCGAGCAGAAGACCUCUGGCAUGAAGCGAGCCAGCUCAAUGGGUGUUCUGAACCUGCCGGACCGAGCCGCCAGGGACCAGAACCAAGAACGAAAUAAUCGUCUGAGAAGUCACGACCUGAGUGCCAGCCACACGAACCUGGCGCCUUGAAGGAAGUGACCUUUGACCUUUCUGUACUGUACAGAUCAGCUUCACGCCUUUCAGAUUUUGCUGCGACUUGUUUUACAGCCGAAGGUCGG